Molecule: messenger RNA, 4516 nt
Organism: Vanrija pseudolonga
Lineage: Eukaryota; Fungi; Basidiomycota; Tremellomycetes; Trichosporonales; Trichosporonaceae
Gene: rsd1
Product: RNA-binding protein rsd1
Exons: 8
Coding region: 424-4377 (1317 amino acids)
Biological process (GO): mRNA processing
Cellular component (GO): nucleus
Molecular function (GO): RNA binding; U1 snRNP binding
Source: RefSeq, a predicted model, not a curated record
CAACCAGGAGACACUCUAAACAACCUUAUACUGUCUCGUCUCGACGACGACGGUGAGCGCCAACGUUGGUACUUUGCGGCAAUCGGGCUCGAACGGCAACGAGACGACGCGCGAAGCGACAAAGGCAGACAGAAAAAGGGGCCAGCAGCCUCAGCCUCAUACACUGCACCCACCUGCGCCACCUCACCGCCGACGGCGUCCUCGCUUGCUCCGCUCCCAGCUUCGCACCGAGAUUUCCAGACUGCUCAUCACGACAUGCUCCACGACCUCUUAUAGCAUCAACACCACCAAGAGCAUACAUCUCAACAACCUAGGGCACCACAGACACGCACUGGGCGACGUGUCCAAGUUUGCCAUCUGCCCACAGACUCUCGACGACCUCGCCCCGGUCCAUCACUCCGUCCCCUAUCACUCUCCACAUCAAUGCCUCCGGCCAACGGUUCAAACGGCACAAACGGCCACGCUACAAACGGCCUCAGCGUUCGCCCCCCGCCGUCGGCGAGCCCGCUGCCGGCGAGCCGUGACUCGCGCUUCGAGUCGGCACAGGACGCAGACGACAUCUACGCUCUCUACGGCCGCGACUCGUGGGUUGAGACGCCGGAAUCGCACGGCUCGGUGCACGUCGUCCCUGGACCAGUGGUCAACGGGGCGAUUGGCACAGGGUACGCUCGCAGUCCGUUAAGAGAGGCGUCUGGCACCGAGAUCGAAGAGCUAGACGGCUCCGGGAGCGACAUGUCGGAAUCGACACGGGCGCAUGACGACGGCGAGCAGGCUUAUCGGAUCGAGAUCGACGGGCACCAGGACGCGGAAGAGGAGCAAGGGGCACAGCAGAGUACACAACAGCAUGCCGGGUACCACACGCCACCAGAUAACGGGGCUCCCGCACUUGUGUCUUUCCCCGCCUCACCGACACAGCCGGCACAGGCGCCGCCUUCUGCGAUCCCGGCACAUCUCAAGGUCAACACUGCUUCCAUGCCCGACAGGUCGAGCUCGCUGUCGCCCCCUGGCUCUACAGGCGGUUCGCCUGUCCACCCGUCCAUCACGCGCGUCGCAGCGACAACACAGCGGUCUGUGAGCGGUGCGAGCGGUUCGAGCCGCGCCAGUGGGCAGAGCGGGCAAACCGCCGAGAGUGCGAUCACGGCGUCGACUUCAAGUGUGAAUAACGACCACAGCCUUGCGGCGAGCCAGGCGAGCUUGGCAAGCAGCGUGCAAUAUCCUGGCGAGGAGGCCGAUGCGUACUUUGUGCGCAGUACCUACGCCCGUCUUGAUGCUGAGGGCGUGUACGGUGAUGGCUGGGAUGAGGGCGUGGAGCGCACCCGUGGUGGCAUGUCGCACUCGGCCUCGCGAGCGACAAUGGUCUUCCCAUCAGCCGGGGCAAUGGGCGACAGAGAACGCGCCUUCCUCUCCAAGCUCGACCGGUUUGGCUUCGUCAAUACGUCGACAAAGGACAGAAAUGAGGACCGUCUAGCGCUCAUCCCAGCAGCACCGCUGAAAAAGGUGCCAAAGCUCCGUGUACGUCCAUCACUACCUCAGCCCACAGCUCCACCGCCAAUUGAUCCGACGGCGGGCGGAGACGGUAAUACGCCAUCGCCUAGACUGCCGACCUCCGCGGGGCCAAGCGAGGCCGAACAAUCGAAGCACCGCGCGAAAGAACAGGAACGCGUGGAGAAGUGGAUGAAGAUGAUGAGCAUCAAGGAGCGCGACAGCGGCGGCAACAUCACCGGCUGGGGAUGGAGUGAGCGCGGUGAUGGCGCAAAGCACCCGACCCGCGUGUACAAGGGCAUCCCGGACAGAUGGCGCAUGGCGGCUUGGUGGACACUCGCCGAGGGCCGUGCUUCCAAGGCCUCGAGGAUGAGAAGCCAUGGCGACCUUCAGACAGACUACGUUGCGAGACGCGAGCUGCCGAGCACGUUCGACGUCCAGAUUGACCUCGACGUCCCGCGUACAAUCUCGGGUCACGCGCUGUUCAAGACGCGCUUUGGACGGGGUCAACGUUCGCUGUUCCACGUCCUCCAUGCGUUCUCUCAGGCGUGCGGAACCUGCGGCUACUGCCAGGGUAUGGGCAGUAUCGCUGCGACGCUACUCUGCUACUACGAGCCUGAGCGCACCUACACCCUCCUUGUUCGUCUCCAUGACUUAUACGACAUGCACGGCAUCUUCGCGCCCGGCUUCCCCGGCCUCCUCGAGACAUUCUACGUUCAAGAGCGACUUAUCGAGGCGACCAUGCCUGAUGUGUAUGCCAACUUCCAAAAACACAUGAUCUCCUCGACCGCAUGGGGCCCAAAGAUCUACAUUACAUUAUUUGUCAACACGAUCCCGUUCAACACCCAGCUGCGGAUAUGGGACGCGCUGUUCCUGGACGGGUACGACGUCAUGGUCUGCGCUGUUCUCGCCAUUCUAUGGGCGUACCGCGACCUGCUGGCGAGUCCCAAGGCGAGCUUCGAGUCCAUCCUGUCCCUCCUCAGCUCAUUCUAUGUCCCCGAGGACGAGGACGCGCUGCUGAACUGGAUGCGCCGCUUCCUGUGGGCUUCCGGUACGCGCGAGAGGAUCCAGUUCUGGCGAAGAGAGUGGCGCGGGUUGGUCGCGCAGGACAAGCAUCACGACCGGUUGUUUAAACGUGAGAAGCGUCAUCGCGACGAUGACGAUGAUGAUCGUGACAGGCAUGGCAGGUCACACCGGUACCGGGAAGAGCGGAGCGACCGCGACCGGGAGCGCGACCGUGAGCGUGGCCGUGAGCCCGACGAGCGCCGCCGCAGCGACCGUGACCGCGAUGACAGGGACCGACGCGAUGACCGCGACCGCCGGGACGAGCGCCGUUCUCGCCGACACGAUGAGGAAGACGAAGACGACGAGGAACGCGAGGAGCGGCGCCGCCGGCGCCGCGAGCGUGAGAGGGCGGAGCGGGGGGAUGACGAGCCCAGGCACCGAGACGAGCGCGACCGUGAGCGCCGGCGCGAGCGCGACGACAGGGACCGCAGCCGGGACCGCUCGCGCCGCGCGGACUCGCGUUCAUCGCGCGACGACAGGGACCGCCGCGAGCCGCGUGAGCCACGCGAGCGUGAGCGCACGUCGUCGCCCCGUGCGCGUAUCCGAGACAUGACGCGCGAGGAGAAGGAGCGCGAGCGCGAGCGCCGUGACAAGGAAAUGAUGGAGGAGCGCAGGGAGGCCGCGCGCCGCAACGGGUAUGACGACGAGCCCCGCCGCCGCCGCUCGCCCGACAGGGACCCGGUAAACCAGCUGCUGAAUGAUGUCGACUCGGAGGCGCGCUCAAUCUUUGUGUCCCAGCUCGCCGCAUCCCUCAACAGCAGCGACCUCGGCCUUUUCUUCGAGGACAAGCUCGGCCGCGGCGCGGUCCGCUACGCCCGCAUUCUCUCGGACAAGAGCUCGCGCCGUUCCAAGGGCAUUGGGUACGUUGAACUGGCGUCGGUGGAGCUUGUCAACAAGGCGCUAGCACUCAGCGGUACCGUCGUCAUGGGUAUCCCUAUUAGCAUCAACCUUACCGAGGCCGAGCGCAACCGCACUGGGCUUGACAUCCAUGCCCUCCUCGCCAGCAUGACGGGCGGCCGAGACCGCCGUGGAGGUGACCGCGACGGACCUCGUCGAUUCCGUUUCCCGCCGCUUAGCACUGGUCUUGCACUUCCGCAUGGCCUCGACCCUGACGCACACUCAGGUGCCUCGAUCCCGUACCACCGACUCUACAUUACCAACAUCUCUGACAGCCUGACCAAGGAUGACCUGCGACAGGUGUUUGAGCCGUUCGGCGAAGUCGAGUUUGUCGAUCUCCACACCGACUACUCUGGACAUUCAAAGGGUACGGCGUACGUGCAGUACCGUAAUCUGUCUUCAGCAGAGAUGGCGCUCGAUGCCCUGCAAGGUUUCGAUCUCGCCGGCCGCAAGAUUCGUGCCCAGACGGUCGAGGAGCGCCAGGCGAACCAAGACACGAUGAUCGAGGACUCGGGCCGCGGUGGUCGUCUCGACGCCGCUGGCCGCCAGCAGCUCAUGUACAAGCUUGCGCGUACCGAGAUGCCUGGUUCCACGACCACGUCGCGUCCGUCGGCGCCGGCCCCCGCGCCGAAGAACGCUCUCAUGCGCCCAACGCACUUCCUCAUCGUGAGCAACAUGUUCAACCCCGAUGAGGAGACGGAGCGCAACUGGGACCUCGACCUAGCCGAAGACGUCAAGGGCGAGGUCGAGUCCAAGUACGGCAACGUGUCGAGAGCCAAGGUCGACAAGAUGAGCCAGGGUGAUGUCUACCUUGAGUUUAAGGACAUUGACUCGGCCGAGCGCGCGCUGAAGGGACUGUCGGGCCGCUUCUUUGGCGGCAAGCGGCUCGAGGCGCAGUACAUUUCCGAGACGCUGUUCAAGGCCCAUCUGUGAGAGAGCGAGGAGCGAGGGGGCGAGCGAGCGAGCGCCGCGAAUGAGCAGUGCUGGUGCUGGUGAGUUGGUGCUUUCUGCGAUGGUCCAUCCUAGUUUGAGUGUUUUGUAGAUAAUGAUGCAUGCGUCGAGUUGGCCAAGA